Molecule: messenger RNA, 1752 nt
Organism: Oryctolagus cuniculus (rabbit)
Lineage: Eukaryota; Metazoa; Chordata; Mammalia; Lagomorpha; Leporidae
Gene: GNAT3
Product: G protein subunit alpha transducin 3
Biological process (GO): adenylate cyclase-modulating G protein-coupled receptor signaling pathway; phototransduction, visible light; sensory perception of sweet taste
Cellular component (GO): heterotrimeric G-protein complex; cytoplasm
Molecular function (GO): GTPase activity; GTP binding; G protein-coupled receptor binding
Source: RefSeq, a predicted model, not a curated record
UACCAUUUAAUUUGGAAGCAUAAUUAAUUUCCUCUUCAGGAUCCAGCAUGGCUGGAUGGUUUCAGUCCUGGAUCAGGUGACAGAUCAGAGAGCAUCCUCUUAGUCAAAGCAGAAUUUUAUGACGGAGGGAAUGGGCUGUUGGGUACCUCGGCAGACAUUACUCUGGCAUCCUGCGUCCAGGCCAGAGCUGUGCUCUACAUUAGAAAAACUUUGAGCAAAUAAAGCCACAAGUAUCUUAACGCUGCAGAAUGGGAAGUGGAAUUAGCUCAGAGAGCAAGGAGUCAGCCAAAAGAUCCAAGGAACUGGAGAAAAAGCUCCAAGAAGAUGCUGAGCGAGAUGCACGAACUGUAAAGUUGCUACUAUUAGGCGCAGGGGAAUCUGGAAAAAGUACUAUCGUUAAGCAAAUGAAGAUCAUCCACAAGAAUGGCUACACUGCACAAGAAUGCAUGGAGUUCAAAGCAGUCAUUUACAGCAACACCUUGCAAUCCAUCCUAGCUAUUGUGAAAGCUAUGGGGACCCUGGGGAUUGAUUAUGUAAAUCCCAGAAGUGCAGAAGACCAGCAACAGCUUUGUGCUAUGGCAAACACCAUGGAAGACGGUACUAUGACGCCUCAGCUGGCUGAGAUCAUCAAACGACUGUGGAGGGACCCAGGAAUUCAGGCCUGCUUUGAAAGAGCAUCUGCUUAUCAGCUCAAUGACUCAGCAGCCUACUACCUGAAUGACUUAGAUAGAAUCACAGCUCCCGGGUAUGUACCAAAUGAGCAAGAUGUUCUACACUCUCGAGUGAAAACAACUGGGAUCAUCGAAACUCAGUUCUCCUUUAAAGACUUGCACUUCAGAAUGUUUGAUGUAGGUGGACAGAGAUCAGAGAGGAAGAAAUGGAUUCACUGCUUUGAAGGAGUUACGUGCAUCAUAUUUUGUGCUGCACUCAGUGCCUAUGACAUGGUCCUGGUGGAGGACGAAGAAGUGAACAGAAUGCAUGAAAGCCUCCACCUGUUCAACAGCAUCUGCAACCAUAAGUAUUUUGCCACCACCUCCAUUGUCUUGUUUCUCAAUAAAAAAGAUCUCUUUCAAGAAAAAGUCACCAAGGUGCAUCUCAGCAUCUGCUUCCCAGAAUAUACUGGGCCAAAUACAUUUGAAGAUGCUGGAAACUACAUCAAGAAUCAGUUUCUGGACUUGAAUUUAAAAAAAGAAGACAAGGAAAUUUAUUCCCACAUGACCUGUGCUACUGAUACACAAAAUGUCAAGUUCGUGUUUGAUGCAGUGACAGAUAUAAUAAUCAAAGAGAAUCUGAAAGACUGUGGCCUCUUCUAAUCAACCCUCUGCCUUCUACUCUUGCUGGAGUACUUCAGGAUAUAAAAAGGGCUGUGUUAUUAGUUUGAAUAGCUGGUAGCUUACCUAGAAAUAUAACUAGCAUUAUAAAUCAAGAUGUUUUCACACAAAAAAUUUCCAUGUGUUGUCAUCUGUAUCUGAAUAAGUUUUAAUUUCUCUGGGUUAUGGACAAUGGGGUUUUUUUAUGUUCUUAUGGCUUAAAACUGAUAUAUUUUGGUAACUGAAAUAGUAUACAUUAGUAUCAGGGAAUUUUCUUGGAAAUAAACUCCUUCAUGUGGCCUAAUUUUAAUCAUAAAAUAAUGAAAAUUCAGAGUACUCUGUAUUAUUUCUACUAGCCAUAUUUUGAAAGACUUUCACUUUUGCUGACAAAUGUAAUCAUGUUUGUAUGCAGGGACUAUUAAAAAUGGUUUGAGUCAUUUUA